This is a messenger RNA of Pistacia vera, 2635 nucleotides long. Its product is annotated as neutral/alkaline invertase 3, chloroplastic-like. The record is from RefSeq and is a predicted model, not a curated record. Gene Ontology annotation, molecular function: sucrose alpha-glucosidase activity; endo-alpha-N-acetylgalactosaminidase activity. Gene Ontology annotation, biological process: sucrose catabolic process. The transcript has 7 exons. Lineage: Eukaryota; Viridiplantae; Streptophyta; Magnoliopsida; Sapindales; Anacardiaceae. The coding region runs from base 441 to 2393 and encodes 650 amino acids. Gene Ontology annotation, cellular component: chloroplast.
GAUAAUUAAAGAAGAAAAAUGAACAAAAAUGGAGAAUAAAAAUUGAAGAGAGGCGUAACAAGAAUGUUCUCCUGAAUUUCCAUUCGUCUUCCAGUUUAGUAGUUUACACAAACACCACCAUUUUUCUUAAAAAAACAGAAAUACAAAAAAAAUCAACCCACUUUGAUACUGAUUUUGUAGUUUCGUUCGGAACACGAGUUUGAACUUCUUGUAAAAAUAUCUCCCCUUUGUUGCUUUAUUGGUCCCUAAAACUUUGUUUUAAGCGCACCCAUUUGGAUUUUUUAUCAUUUCAAUACCAGAAGCAAAAUUUUGGAGGGUUUCGUAUUUGGGUUCAUCUCAGGCGUAUUCUUUUGGACCAUAAAGCAGAGUUAUUGGAUUCGUUUUGGAAGGAAUUGAAUUGCUAACAAUAACAUAAUUCAGUUUAUUGGAUAAGUAUUACAAUGGGAACUUCUGAGGUGGUUCUCCAAGUUUUGUCUGGGGCUGCCCCUCGACUUUUGAGUUCUGACAUUGGUUCAGGCUUUUUGGAUUCAACAUUCUCUUCUAGAUUCCUCCUCAAAUGUACAAAGAAAAGGGCUUCAAGGUAUAAACAAUUGUUCAAGUGCUCAAAUAUAGUACAAAAUCACAUAGGAGUGAGUCGAUAUAUGGGGUUAUGCAGUGAUUCAUUUGGGUACAAUGAAGUUAACAAAGUGCAGCGUCUAAUUUGCAAAUGCCAAAAGGCUGAAAGUCUAAGUGGGACUAUAGCAGCAGAUGGAAAUGGUACAUGGUUUGUUGACAACGCAAAGACAUUAAACCUAAAUGGUGUGACCAAGAAACCAAAUAUUUUGGAGUUUGAGAAUGUUCAGCAAUUUGAGCAGGAAAAUAAGGGUUUGGCUUCAAAUGGUUCUGUUGGUACAGUUAGAGAUACCACGAGCAAGACUAGUGUAGAUUCUAUUGAGGAUGAAGCAUGGGACCUACUUCGGGAUUCAAUGGUUUAUUAUUGUGGAAGUCCUAUUGGUACAAUUGCUGCGAAUGAUCCCACCAGUUCUAAUGUGUUGAAUUAUGAUCAGGUCUUCAUUCGUGAUUUUAUACCAUCUGGUAUUGCUUUUCUGUUGAAGGGAGAGUAUGAUAUUGUUCGGAAUUUCAUCCUUCACACACUUCAGUUGCAGAGCUGGGAGAAAACAAUGGACUGUCAUAGUCCUGGUCAAGGGCUGAUGCCUGCUAGUUUUAAGGUGCGCACUGUUCCGCUGGAUGGUGAUGAUUGUGCAACAGAAGAAGUACUGGAUCCUGACUUUGGGGAGGCAGCAAUUGGUCGUGUUGCACCAGUUGACUCUGGACUAUGGUGGAUUAUAUUAUUACGGGCAUAUGGAAAAUGCUCUGGUGAUCUCUCAGUUCAGGAGAGAAUCGAUGUGCAAACUGGGAUUAAGAUGAUUCUGAGAUUGUGUCUUGCUGAUGGUUUUGACAUGUUCCCUACAUUAUUAGUUACUGAUGGUCCUUGCAUGAUAGAUCGUCGAAUGGGAAUUCAUGGUCACCCUCUUGAAAUCCAGGCACUUUUUUAUUCAGCAUUACUUUCUGCACGUGAGAUGCUGGCUCCAGAAGAUGGAUCAGCUGAUUUAAUCCGAGCACUGAACAAUCGUCUGGUAGCUCUUUCCUUCCACAUCAGAGAGUAUUAUUGGAUUGAUAUGAGGAAAUUGAAUGAGAUUUACCGCUACAAGACUGAAGAGUACUCAUAUGAUGCAGUUAAUAAGUUUAACAUUUACCCGGAUCAGAUUCCUCCAUGGUUGGUGGAGUGGAUGCCCAAUAAAGGUGGCUAUCUAAUUGGAAACUUGCAACCAGCUCACAUGGAUUUCCGAUUCUUUUCUCUAGGAAACCUGUGGUCUGUUGUCAGCAGUCUUGCCACUACAGACCAGUCGCAUGCCAUAUUGGAUCUCAUUGAAACUAAAUGGUCAGAUUUAGUAGCAGACAUGCCAUUGAAGAUAUGUUAUCCUGCCCUUGAAGGUCAGGAGUGGCAAAUUAUCACAGGCAGUGAUCCUAAGAACACGCCUUGGUCCUAUCACAAUGGUGGUUCUUGGCCAACUCUCCUCUGGCAGCUUACUGUUGCAUGCAUAAAGAUGAAUAGACCGGAAAUUGCUGCAAAAGCUGUUCAGGUUGCUGAAAAACGCAUAGCGCGUGACAAAUGGCCUGAAUAUUAUGACACCAAAAGAGCAAGGUUCAUUGGAAAACAAUCACGCCUGUUUCAGACCUGGUCAAUUGCUGGAUACCUUGUGGCAAAGCUUCUGCUUGCGGAUCCAAGUGCUGCUAAAAUUUUAAUAACUGAGGAGGAUUCUGAGCUUGUCAAUGCUUUCUCUUGUAUGAUCAGUGCCAACCCAAGGAGAAAGCGCGGACGAAAGAAUCCAAACAAGACCUAUAUCGUAUGAAUGUGACUCUAACUAAGACGGGGUAGGAAUUCUCCCAAUAUAUGGUUUGUUUUAUCAUCCUCUAACGCUGAUAAUAAUAAAAUGGUUAUUAAUUGUAGUAUAGUUAUUAUUCUUUGAAGUUGUUAAGCUGAAAUGGCUACAUAGUCAUAAUAUUAUUUUGUAAAGAUUAUUUAUUCUGAUGUAGGAACAUCAUAGCUCUUGAAACAUUAAUAUAUAAUAAUAGAGCACAUUAUUUGAGUUCA